Messenger RNA from Stegostoma tigrinum, 2452 nucleotides. RefSeq lists its product as uncharacterized. The record is from RefSeq and is a predicted model, not a curated record. Bases 125 to 649 code for a protein of 174 amino acids. Lineage: Eukaryota; Metazoa; Chordata; Chondrichthyes; Orectolobiformes; Stegostomatidae. The transcript has 4 exons.
GCAAUUAUUUAAAUAAGCCUUGAUCCUUCCACAAUUGGAAAUGGUAAAUACUUCAGGGGAGAUCUUAACUCUACUGGUGAGUGGAAAAGGAACGAUAGUGUAACUAAAUGAUGAAUGUCCGUUCAUGACCAUUCCCCAUCUAAUUGCCACCGGUUUUGAUAAGAACUGUACCACAAUGAUAGUUAACCUGCUGAGAAGCCAAAGACACUCUGAAGGAGUUCUUCCAUAUUGUUUGCGGGAUCGUGAACAACUGAGGAAAAGGAAGCUGGAAAAUCAAGAGAAGAAAACCUCACAAGAGGAGUCAAAAGGAAAAAGAAAAAGAAAGACAAAGGCUAAGGGACCAAGCAACAAGCACACAAAAAAGCCAGUUGCUGAAUCAAGUCCCAGCCCAAAACCAGAGUCUGCAGAAGAACACAAAGUGGAGAUCAAAGACCAAACAGUUCAUCCUGAUCCUGAAAGUGAAAGGCCUGCACCUCCGGAAGAAAGUGCAAAUCCUUUUAUAACUGAGGAAAUACCCAUUCCUGCAACAGAUGUUCCUGGAGAAGCAGAGCCAGUUGAUGUCGAAACACCAGUGACCCAACAAUUUCAAAUUGAACACGAGCCUGAAGAAAAUGCAUCAUUAGAAGAAACAAUAGUUCUGACCUUGUAAAAAAAUGCAUUGGAAUGCCAUAGAAUUAAUUUAGAUUUUCUCUGCCAGUUGUUAUUACACAGGAAAUUUUUUCCAAAUUGAACUUCAUCUGCCAUUUUCAGCCCUUUUACCCAUUUGAUCAAGAUCUCUUUGUAACCUUAGAAAACAUUCUUCACUGUGUGCUAUGCCACCAAUUUUGGUGUCAUCUGCAAACUUACUAACCAUGCGUUCUAUAUUUUCAUUCAAAUCAUUUAAUUAAAUGACAAACAAAAGAGGAUACAGACCAAUCCCAGUGGAACACCACUAGUCACAGGCCUCCAGUCCAAAAAGCAACCCUCCACCACCACUCUCUAUCUCCUGCAGUUAAGCCAAUUAUGCAUCCAACUGGGAAGCUCAUCCUGAAUCCAAUGUCCUAACUUUAGUCCAAGUAAACAAUGUCUACUGCUCUGCCCUCAUCAAUCUUUUUGGUAACUUCCUCAAAAACUCAAUCAAGUUUAUGAAGUAUGAUUGCUUUCACACAAAACCAAUUUGACUAUCCCUAAUCAAAUUUUGCUUCUCUAAAUGCCCAUAAAUCCUGUCUUUUAUAAUCACCUCUAACAAUUUACCCGCAACUAAAGUCAUACUCACAGGUCUAUUGUUCUUCAAUUUCUCCUUACAAUCUUUCUUAAGCAAAGGUACAACAUUAGCCACUCUCCAGUCAUCAGGUACCUCACCCAUGGUUAUAGACUAUGCAAAUAUUCCUACAAAGGGUCUUGCAAUUUCCUCCCUGACCUUCCAUAAUGUUCUGGGAUACUUUAGAUCAGGUUCUGGAAAUUUAUCCACCUUUGUAUUCUCUGUGACCUCCUCAACUUUCUCUUCUAUAAUGUGAACUGUCUUUAAAACAUCAAAAUUUAUUUCUGUGUUCUUUAGUCUCCAUUUCUUUCUCCACAGUAAAAACUAACACAAAAUAUUCAUUUAGUAUCUCUCAUCUCCACAGAACACAAAGCCAACCUCCUUGAUCUUUAAGGGGCACUAUCCUCACUCUAGUUACCCUCCUGCUCUUAAAGUAUUUGUAGAAUCUCUUUGGAUUAUCCUUACCCUUAUCUGCCACAUUACCUCUUUGCCUUUCUGAGUUCUUUCUUAAAAAUGCCCCUACACUCUUUAUAUUGAUUAAGACAUUGAAUUAAACCAUGUUGUCUACAUUUAAAAUAAGACCCUCUUUUAUUCUUGACCCAAACUUCAAUAUCUUUAUUCACCCAUUGUUCCUUAAUCUUACCAGCCUUACUCUUCACUCUAAUGCCUCUGAACACUUGUCAUCACACUCUUGAAAGCCUUUCACUUGUUAGACAUCCUGUUAUCUUGGCGAAUUGUGGGACUGGAAGAGAUUACAGAGAUAGGGAUGGGCAAGAAGAUGCAGUUCAGAAUUUGAGAAUGGAAGGACUGCUUCGCACAAAACCAACGUAGGUCAGUGAGCAGAGAUGAUAGGCAAACAGGAUGUUGGAUGAAUUUAAGAGAGUUUGUUAAAACAUCUGAGGUACCCCUCCAAGUACAAAACUAGAAAGGUAACAGAAUUCUUAAGAGUUAUUGCUUGUCAGAAGAUAUAUAACUGAAGUGUAAUAAUUUAGUUAGAAACUGGAUGUCCUUCCACAGUAGGAAGCACCAGGAUUGUUAAUAUGUGCUUAAUCAGACAGCUGAGAAAGUCUCUAUUAAUCUUCUAGAAUUUAUAAGGCAUUCCAGAUCAAAGAAACUCAGUUUCAGCAAAUAAUUUGCAGUCUUGAUGUGAUUUUAAGAUAAUGUACUCAUUUUUGUACUAUCUGCAAUGAAAAUAAAAUAACUUCGAAAAGA